This is a messenger RNA of Culicoides brevitarsis, 2079 nucleotides long. RefSeq names its product trimethyllysine dioxygenase, mitochondrial-like. Gene Ontology annotation, molecular function: iron ion binding; trimethyllysine dioxygenase activity. Lineage: Eukaryota; Metazoa; Arthropoda; Insecta; Diptera; Ceratopogonidae. The coding region runs from base 45 to 1865 and encodes 606 amino acids. The transcript has a single exon. The record is from RefSeq and is a predicted model, not a curated record. Gene Ontology annotation, biological process: carnitine biosynthetic process. Gene Ontology annotation, cellular component: mitochondrion.
ACCAACGUCUUUUUCAUCGUCUCCGCAAUUUCUCAGCUAAAAUAAUGAGUGAUUCCGCCAAACGAUACUGCAUUAUGCCCUCGUGCAAGGGCGAAAAGAUGGACUUGGUGCACAAAUUCCCACGGAAUGACGAACGAGCUCGCGAAUGGCUCGAAAUCAUCAAUUUACCUGAAGUCUCGAGUAUCCCCCUGGAACAGUUGCGGAAAAGUAAAUUCAUUUGUACGAGACAUUUCGCCCCUGAAGCUUAUAAAAACUCAGAAUCACGUUCAUUGAACAUCAACGCAGUUCCUUCGAGAAACUUGGGUCGCCUAGAAACACUUGAACCCAUCAUCAAUCGUGAAAGACGAGCUCGACAUGGAUUUCCUGUGCCGACAAAUGAGGGAACCAAGCUGAAUUACUUUAACAACUUUAGUUUUUCUCAUGAACGUGCCGAAGAAAGAGAAACAAAGUGCCAUGUAAUUUUAAAUGAAGAUAAAAAAGACAAAAUUAAAAAGAUUGAAAAGCCAGAAGUCUUUGAAAUUGAAGAAAGUGAACCUGAAACAGAAAAAAUCGUUCUCGUAAGCAACAAUAAAAGAGUUUUAUCACAAAAUAUCGUCGUUUUGACACCAAUUAAACGUAAAAAAUUGGAAAAAUCUCCGAUAACUAAGAAAGAAAUUUUUUACGAAGAGUCUGAAGUCCAAAUUGAAAACUUACCAAUACAAGAUGAAGUGACCUCAAGUCAAAUUAUCGAAGAAAACGAACAAAUUCACGUACCUGAAGCUCCAAAACUGGACUUUAUCGAAAUUGAAGACGAAACACGAUUCCCCGGAGGCAUCAAACUAAAUUAUUUCUGGCUUCGGGAUCAUUGCCGGUGCGAAAAAUGUUACGACAAGGACACAUCUCAGCGAAAAAUGGCUUUGACUGACAUUCCUUUGGACAUUAAACCCUCAAAAUAUGAAAUUCAAGAGGAGAGCCUUCGAGUAAAAUGGCCUGAUGAUCAUGAAUCGUUCUACGAGUUAAAUUUCUUGUACAAUUAUCAGCCUUCCAUAAGGCGUCCCUUAUACGAGGAAUCCAAAUCCGUCUUAUGGACCUCCGAAAAUGUCUCGAAACUCGAUGUAGCCAAUGUUGAUCUCAGUGAUUUGCUUUGUAAUGACUCUGCGGUGAAAUCUGUCUUGGAAUCUCUCAUAAAAUAUGGCGUAGCGUUCGUAAAUAAAGUUCCUGCCACUCAACACAGCACCGAAAUGACCAUUACUCGCCUUUUUCCGUUGAUGAAAACGUUUUUCGGGGAAAUGUGGACCUUUUCCGACACCAAAGAUCAUCACGAUUUCGCUUAUACGAACAAUUAUUUGCCCGCGCACAAUGACAACACCUAUUUUAAUGACGCUGCUGGCUUACAAAUUCUUCAUUGCAUCCAGCAUCAAGGUGAGGGAGGGGAAAAUUUCCUCGUCGAUGGGUUCCAAGUGGUGUCCCAGCUGGAAAAAGAUCAUUUUGAGGCCUACAAUCGGUUAUGCAACUACCAAAUCCCUUCGGAAUACAUCGAGGAAGGACGAAAUCAUCGCCAUAUCGGACCUUUAAUUAAAUUAAAUCCUCUGACGGGCCAACCAGAGCAACUGCGCUUCAAUAUGAACGAUCGUGCGGUCCUCGAUACCAUUCCAUUCGACAAAAUUCAACAAUUUUACACCGAUUUUCAUCUACUUUCGUCUUAUAUUCAACGAAAAACGCACGAAUGGAAAUUCAAACUCAAUCCGGGAACAGUUUUGAUUUUUGAUAACUGGAGAAUUUUGCAUGGGAGACACUCUUACACCGGAAAACGAGUGAUGACUGGCUCAUAUGUGCUGCGAACAGAAUUUCUCAGUGCUGCACGAGUCGCUGGAAUUAUCCCAUAACGAUAGAAAAAAAUAGAAAAAUAAAUUAAUUUUAUUUUAAUGACUUUAUUCGGUCCAUUUAAUUUCAAUUUCUUUCAAAGACAACUUUAUUUUUCAUCUUAUAAAUAUUCAAUAUUUAUAUUUUUUUUUUGUUUAAUUGUUUUUUUUUCUUCAUGAAUCUCUUAGUAGUAGGUAGGUGUAAUUAGAUAGUAGGUAAUGUACAUUGUACAAGAAA